This is a messenger RNA of Phytophthora nicotianae INRA-310, 1823 nucleotides long. RefSeq lists its product as hypothetical. Bases 82 to 1599 code for a protein of 505 amino acids. Lineage: Eukaryota; Oomycota; Peronosporomycetes; Peronosporales; Peronosporaceae. Gene Ontology annotation, molecular function: beta-glucosidase activity. The record is from RefSeq and is a predicted model, not a curated record. The transcript has a single exon.
UUUGAGCCACGCAACUUCGAGCCUACCAAGGCAGCGCUAUGUCUCGAGACGUGCGGACUACCAGCAUCCAAGUUCCCAAAGAUGAUCUGGCCUACAAACUACGGCAAACUAGCGUGUGCCACCAUGUUCACGUUGUUCUGGGCUGGCAAGAAGUACGCCCCCAGUUGCUACGUGGACGGCGUACAGAUCCAGGAGUAUCUCCAGUCGCACUACUUGGAUUCACUAGUGGCACUUGCCGAAGCUUUGAAAGGCUUGACGAAUGUUGUGGGUUUUGGCACGAUGAACGAGCCUUCCAGUGGGUUUAUUGGCGUCAAUGACCUCAAUAAACCCGUGGGUAUUAUUCAAAACGGUUACGCACCCACUGCGUUCCAAGGUAUGACGUUGGGUGAAGGCAUUGCUCAAGAUGUGGACGUGUGGAACGCAGGGCUCAUGACUAUGAUUCGUGGCAAACCGUCUAAAGUGGAAAAGGUGGAUCCUCAGGGUGUGCGAGCGUGGAAAGAAGGCUUCGGAUGUGUCUGGAAAGAGGCGGGAGUGUGGGGUUUCGACGCCGAGAACAAGCCUCAACUGCUCAAGCCUGAUUACUUCAGCGACGUGGACUUUGGCAAGGACUUUUACGUUCCGUUUGCCAAGAAAUUCACCAAAAGACUGCAGAAUGUGUUCCCGAACGCCUUGAUUUUCGUUGAAAUGCCACCUGUGGAUUUUGGAGACAUGGAGUUCCCUCAAAUAACCAACGAGGAUGUCCCGAAUGCAGUAAACGCCAUGCACUGGUACGACGGCAUCACUCUCCUCACCACGACGUGGCGCUCGUACUUCACUGUGGACUUUGCCACCGGUAAACCUGUGUUCGGUAACAAGGCUCUACGUAAGGUGCACCGGCAGCAACUGGCCCAUGUCGCCAGCUUCGGACGUAAGAAGAUGAACAACGCGCCGACGUUGAUCGGAGAGACUGGCAUUCCCUACAACAUGAACGAGGCCAGAGCGUACAUCAGUGGAGACUACUCGGCUCAGAUUGAGGCGAUGGACAACACCAUCUCGAAUCUCGAGUCCCAGUUGCUGUCGUACACUUUGUGGAACUAUACUGCUGACAAUUCCCACGAGUUCGGAGACUUGUGGAACCUGGAAGACCUGAGUAUCAGCAGUCCGGACUCUGAGGCGCUGGCUAUUCGUCUUGCUGGCGGCCACACCCGACGUCGUGAUGAUCCUGCUCGUGGCUUGAAGGGGUUUGCUCGUCCGUACGCUCGCAAGAUCACUGGUGUCCCUCUCAAGUCGACGUUCACUAUGGCUACAGCUGAGUAUGUGUUGGAGUACGUGUCAGUGAACACAGAGACCUCAGCGCCUACCGAGAUCUACGUGCCAUACGUGCACUACCCGGGCGGCUACCGAGUCACCUCGUCCGAUGGCCACUGCACCAUCAAGAAGCACGAAAACUACGACAUUGUGACGUACGCUCACGACGUCAAGGCGCACAAACAUCGCGUCAUUGUCUCGCCUCGAACUCCCGUUGGUGGAGACCCGAAACGCGCCAACGCUCCGCUGUACAUCGCCCUGGCCGUCACUGCUGUAGCUGUCCCGCUGCUCACUCUGUACAAGCGUAGAUAAGCGCAGUUAUCGAGGUAGACAGGCUGCUCCACAAUGAGGAUGAAGGCUACGCAUGCGAAUAAAAAACAUGUACGUAAACGCUCCCUGUGUACGACCAUGUUACCUUCUUCUGUAUAGUUUUCACAAACUAUUCAUCCACGAUCAUGUUCUCCGCGUCGUCCUUGUCACCUUCACUAGACAUGGUAUCUUCGUCCUGCUGCACAACUUCUUGUCCCUUUUUGGUA